GUCACACCAACCGUGUGCCCAUUAUGCACCUCAGUCGUGAAGUCCUCCUUCCACUUCGGGUUCAACGUCUUUGGUUUCGCCGUUGUUUGUCCGAAGCACGUGUCGUCCACGUUCAGCUUGACGUACGGAUCUAGGACCUGUGAGGCGGGGCGCACGACUGCGUGCCGUGUGGCAUAGUCCGUGGGACGCAGGUCCUGAGCCUCGCAGACCCUCACCUUUAUCAGCCCGUUGAACACCACCAUGAUGUUGUUCCUUGUUCUAGGAUGACAAUAAGACCACAGAUGGUCCACAGAAGUAGACAACUGACUUCAGUGUCGAGCCAUUCCUGGUCCUCACAGUCUUCCCUACCAGUCUGUGGUGGCAGGAGACUGUUGAAAACAGAGGCUCAAACUGCAAACAUCACAGAUGAACUCAGACUCAGUGACAGCUGUGUUAAGCGACUGAAGAAAAUCAGUGAGAAAGAUGAGUUGUUGAGAGUUGUUGUUGAAGGCGGUGGGUGCUCAGGGUUCCAGUACAAGUUUGAACUAGACAAAAACAUUGGGGAAGAUGACAGGGUAUUUACAAAAGAUGGGGUUGGAGUUGCAGUUGACAAGGAGUCAUUAGAUUUCCUGAAGGGAUCCACAAUUGACUAUCAUGAAGAACUGAUCAGAUCUGCAUUUCGUAUCAUCAACAAUCCUAACGCUGACCAUGGCUGUUCAUGUGGAGCUUCAUUCUCGCUCAAACUGGACUGAUAAAAACAGACUGAAGCACAGAUGAUGCUCGUUAAAGUACAUGAUGGUCAUUAAAACUAAUGAAAGUCAUUGCUGCACAAAUUGUAACCUUUUGAAGUAUCUAUUCUGAACUACUCAAGUAUUCAGCAUCCUAGAAGUGAUCAACAAAGAGAGGAUCAGACCUGUGUAUAUUCUGCAUUCAGUGUAAAUUCUUUUUGUUGCUUCACUAUUUUGUUUGUACACUAAGUGUAAAUCAGACUGUGAUGAGAUAUACUAGUACAUGUACAUGUAUAUAUCCAUCAAUCAGCUAAUAAGUUAUGUUUUUGUACAGGCUGGACAUUAAAAACUAUAUACGCAACAAA
Branchiostoma belcheri (Belcher's lancelet) is the source of this 1072-nucleotide messenger RNA. RefSeq names its product iron-sulfur cluster assembly 2 homolog, mitochondrial-like. The transcript has 4 exons. The record is from RefSeq and is a predicted model, not a curated record. Gene Ontology annotation, molecular function: 4 iron, 4 sulfur cluster binding; 2 iron, 2 sulfur cluster binding; iron ion binding. Gene Ontology annotation, biological process: iron-sulfur cluster assembly. Bases 264 to 731 code for a protein of 155 amino acids. Gene Ontology annotation, cellular component: mitochondrion. NCBI's taxonomy places the organism in Eukaryota, Metazoa, Chordata, Leptocardii, Amphioxiformes, Branchiostomatidae.